AUGUACGCAGUUCUAGCAACCGUGUUGCUUAUUACUACCGUAUCUUCGCAACAUCAAUACCCAUAUGUUCAAUAUCCUUACGCCCCUUGUGUGCUAACGUGCGCACGAGAACCAGCUUUUCGAAUACACAUUGAUAAUGUUAUGAAAACGACAUCGUGUAACAUUAAAAAUUCGACCAUUGAAACCUGUAAUAAUUGUUGCGGUUUAUAUGCGAUAUCAAUUGGCAAAAAACCAGUUGAUAUUGCUGCUUAUCAGGAUGAAGAAGGGAUUUGCAACUGUUGCUUACCAUGCAUUUACUAA
Messenger RNA from Dracunculus medinensis (Guinea worm), 300 nucleotides. NCBI's taxonomy places the organism in Eukaryota, Metazoa, Nematoda, Chromadorea, Rhabditida, Dracunculidae. The record is from the annotation of a GenBank genome assembly.